AUGGUAAGCCCCAAGAAGAAAAGUUCAUCAUCAUCCAAAACUGUAGUAGGUAAGGCAUUACACAAGCUGAAAACCGCUUCGGAGUUAGAAUCUUCGAGGAAAUACAUCAGUUCUGCAGAGCAAGACAACAUCAGCUACUCGGGUACCAAGAAGAAGAAGAGCUCUGACGGCUCGAAGAGGAAGCGCAGCGGCUCCAUCAUUAACAGUAUCAAAAAUCCGUUCGCCGCCAAGGAUCAACUUUCGACUGAUCGAAAUACCCAGAGAACAGGAAAACACAGUGUUUCGUCAGACAAAAACGUACAGAGACUCCACAUCCCACGUUCCAGAUCUGCCUCCAGGGAGCGCUCCUCUUCCGCUCAAUCGACCUCUUCCUCCCGCAGACAGGAAAUGCAUCCUACCUUCGACCACGACGUGAGCGCCCUCGAAAAAGGCGAAUUCCAUCGCGAACAGAGUCCCCUCAUCACGGACCAUGCCGCCGAAUCGACUAACUACCAGUCUUUUGUCCAUGUGGAGCAGACUCCGGUAAUCACCCAGGGAUCCAUGCCCAUGACUCCAAUCCCACUACCCGGUCAGUACGGCGGCGAGCUCAUAGAACGCCCACGCCGCCGGCCCAGUCCGUUCAGCCUCUUCGUGGCACAUAUGUACGCCAAAUAUCCCACCUAUGUCACCGGCUUGGUGGUUAUUUUAAUGUUCGCGGGCAGUAUGUAUUCUAUCUCCACUGGAAAAGGCACACAAUACUUGACAUCCCUCAUGAAGGCCACGCUAUGUUGGUUGCUAGGGUCCAAUACAGCAAAUCUAAUUUUCGGAGAAGGCUUUUGUGAGUUUGACUUCCCACAGGAAGGAGCUACUGAACCCAACUAA
Eremothecium gossypii ATCC 10895 is the source of this 861-nucleotide messenger RNA. RefSeq names its product ADR227Wp. Lineage: Eukaryota; Fungi; Ascomycota; Saccharomycetes; Saccharomycetales; Saccharomycetaceae. The transcript has a single exon. Bases 1 to 861 code for a protein of 286 amino acids. The record is from RefSeq and is marked provisional.